Messenger RNA from Aphanomyces astaci, 3531 nucleotides. RefSeq lists its product as hypothetical. The record is from RefSeq and is a predicted model, not a curated record. Gene Ontology annotation, cellular component: membrane. The transcript is spliced from 3 exons. The coding region runs from base 1 to 3531 and encodes 1176 amino acids. NCBI's taxonomy places the organism in Eukaryota, Oomycota, Saprolegniomycetes, Saprolegniales, Verrucalvaceae. Gene Ontology annotation, molecular function: ABC-type transporter activity; ATP hydrolysis activity; ATP binding. Gene Ontology annotation, biological process: transmembrane transport.
AUGGCGUCGUCCAUUGCGUACAAGAAGGAGGAGCGCCUGCCCCUUCUGGGGAAGGAACCGACGACGGAUCAUGGGUUGGGAGACAAGAGUCCUGCUGAACUGGGCGGGUGCAUGAGCAACGUUUUCUUCUCGUGGCUCACGCCGCUCUUGGAUCUUGGGAACAAGCGCCCCCUCGAGUUCGACGACUUGUACCAGUUGAAUGUCGACGACCGCGCGACGCAAAUCUCGUUGACGUUCAAGAAGAACUGGGAGCAUGAACUCACGAAGCCGAAGCCGCGCCUUUGGUGGGCACUGGCGCGCUCGUUUGGCGGCCAGUUUGUAGCAGCCGGGUUCCUAAAGCUUUUGCACGACUCGCUGCAGUUUGUCGGACCGAUGGUGAUCAAGUACAUCAUUGAGUUCCUGAGCGACCCCACGGCGGAAUUGAGCACGGGGUUGCAAUAUGCAUUGGCGAUCUUUGUCUCGGGGGUUGUGCAGUCGUUUUCGUUGCGUCAGUACUUUUUUCUGUGCUUUGAAACCGGGUUGCGCUUCCGUUCGGCGAUUGUCACGGCGGUGUACCAAAAGUCGCUUGUCCUGGCGGCGUCGGCCCGCGCCAAGAAGUCGACGGGGGAAAUCACCAACCUCAUGAGCGUGGACGCCCAACGGUUGCAGGACAUCACCAACUACCUGCAUGCGAUCUGGUACGCGUUGUUCCAGAUCAUCAUCUCGUCCUACUUGUUGUACUUGCAACUGGGGGUGGCGUUCCUUGCCGGUGUGAUUGUCAUGCUACUGAUUAUUCCCACGACCGCCGCCAUCUCGCAGUACAUGCGAACGCUGCAACGUGCGCUCAUGGCGGUCAAGGACGAGCGCGUCAAGGUCGUGUACGAAGUGCUCAGUGGCAUCAAAGUGAUCAAGCUCCAGGCGUGGGAAAACUCGUUCACGAACCGCGUGAUGGAGUUUCGAAGCAACGAACUGGACCGCCUUCGGACGUACAUUUACGCCCGAGCGGGGUCCAGCAUGGUGUUCAACGGUGUGCCAUCGUUGGUCACAGUCACGUCGUUCUUUGCGUACAUUUACAUGGGCAACUCGCUGGACGUGGGCACGGCGUUGACGUCUCUUGCGCUGUUCAACAUCUUGCGCUUCCCGCUGUUCAUGUUGCCCAACGUGAUCAACUCCCUCGUGGAAGCGCAUGUAAGUUUCUCGCGCUUGGAAGAGUUCUUCACGAUGGAAGAGCGCGAGCCGGUGACCGCGGGACCGUUGAAGGAAACCGCCAUCUUGCUCCAACAUGCCGACUUUGAAUGGGAUGCGGCCCAAGACACCGACGCCGUGGAAAACGCCGAAGUUGGGCCUAUCUUGCACAAUGUCAACCUGAAACUCACCGACGGGAGCUUGGUGGCGGUGGUGGGGGCCGUCGGGUCUGGCAAGAGUACGCUGUUAUCUGGGAUCUUGGGCGAUGCUCGCUGCGCCAAAGUAGGCCAAGUACACCGCUUUGGGUCUGUGGCGUACGUGAGCCAGCAGCCAUUCAUCCAAAACGCCACUCUGCGAGACAACAUCACGUUUGGAUUGGCCUUCGACCACGCGCGUUUGGUGGACAAGGUCGACGGGGUCUUGGCCAAGAUGAUGGAAAGCGUUCAAGAAGCCCCCGACAAGGAAAAAGACGACACCGACGUCCCUCGUGACAACGAUCAGGAAGAAGACGAGCGAGAACAUGAUGCGCGCCAACGCACCGAAUCCAACCGCAGCGACGUGGACACGGAUAAGGUCGCCAACGCCGCUUUGAUUUCCGACGAAGACCGCAGUACCGGCGACGUGCCGUGGUCAACGUACAAGGUGUGGAUCGAUGCGUGUGGUGGCUUGGGCAUGGGUUUCAUGGUGAUUUUCUUCUACAUCCUGACCAACUGCGCCAACUUGUCGUCUACGUUUUGGCUGUCGUACUGGAGUGAAAGCGCGGCCGACACGACGCACAGUCAGUUUUACUACCUGUACAUCUUCAUGGGGCUAAACGUGGGAGUGAUCACGCUCAUGUUCGUGCAAAGUCUGGCGCUGUACGUGACGGGUCUGCGUGGGUCCACGCUCAUGUUCAACCAGUUGCUGACCCAAGUGCUUCGUGCGCCCAUGUCGUUCUUCGACACCACUCCGUUGGGCCGCAUCGUGAACCGCAUGAGCAAGGACGUGUACGCGAUCGACGAGACGAUUCCAGCCAACUGGGGCAUGUUGUUCGGCACGGUGUUCAGCGUCAUCACGACCAUUUGCACUGUGGUAUAUGUGACACCGUGGUUUUCCGUCAUUUUGAUCCCGUUGGGCAUCUUGUACUAUGCCAGCCAGCGCUACUUCAUCAAGACAUCGCGGGAAUUGCAACGGUUGGACAGCAUUUCCCGAUCCCCUGUGUACGCCUUGCUCACCGAAACGCUGGAAGGCCUUCCCACCAUCCGAGCCUUUGGCGUCGAGCCUCAGUUUGCCGCUCGCAACGAGUACAUGCUCGAUCGCAACCAGCGCGCAUACUUCUUGAACUUCAGUGCCAACUGCUGGCUCGCGCUGCGCUUGGAAUUCGCGGGCACGAUGGUCGCCACGGCGGCAGCGCUGUUUGCUGUGUUGGGCCAUGAAGCCAACGCUGGCGUGGCCUUUGCUGGGUUGGCGGGUGUGUCGCUGUCGUAUGCGUUCAACGUCACUCAAAGUCUCAACUGGAGUGUCCGCAUGUUGAGCACCAUCCAAACCCAAAUGGUCAGCGUCGAGCGUAUCCACGCGUACACGACGAUGGAAGUGGAGGCGGAAUUGAAGGCCGAGCCCAUCAAGCAACUGGAAUUGGAAAAUGCCAAGUGGCCAUCCCAAGGCAAACUCACGUUUAAGGACGUGGACCUGAGAUACCGCGCAGGCCUUCCCCGAGUGUUGCGAAAGCUGACGUUUACGAUCAACGCCAACGAGAAGAUUGGGAUCGUUGGACGUACGGGUGCUGGCAAGUCGUCGCUGGUUGUGGCGUUGAUGCGAUUGGUGGAGUUAGAUGGCGGAGUUAUCACCCUGGACGACGUGGACAUUUCGACGAUCGGUCUGCACGACCUCCGGGACAAAGUGUCGAUCAUUCCCCAGGACCCGGUGCUGUUUUCAGGCACCAUCCGGUCCAACUUAGAUCCGUUCGACCGGUACGCAGACGACGCCAUUUGGACGGCUAUCAAGCGUGCGAAUCUGCACCAGGCCGUGACAGCGUUGGACGACAAGGUGGACGAGCGCGGUCAGAACUUCAGCGUGGGCGAGCGGCAGUUGAUUUGCAUCGCCCGUGCGCUGCUGAAGAAGUCCAAGGUGAUUUUGAUGGACGAAGCCACGGCGUCGAUCGAUGCCAACACGGACCGCCUGAUCCAAGAAAGCAUCCGCGACUCGUUCAAGGACUGCACGUGCCUCACGAUUGCGCAUCGCAUCAACACCAUCUUGGACAGCGACCGCAUCCUCGUGAUGGACAAGGGAUCGGCGGCCGAGUACGACACGCCCGCGCAACUGCUCAAGAACCCCAAGGGCAUCUUCACCAAUCUCGUCGAACAUUGGCGCGAUGACAACGCUGAAUAA